Messenger RNA from Mesorhabditis belari, 1500 nucleotides. NCBI's taxonomy places the organism in Eukaryota, Metazoa, Nematoda, Chromadorea, Rhabditida, Rhabditidae. The record is from the annotation of a GenBank genome assembly.
AUGGCUGAACAAAGCGACAGUGAGGGUGAAUGGAUCAAUCAAGAUGACAAUGAUGAUGCAUCACCAGAAGAAACGGAAAACGAGCGAGAAGAUGAUGAGGCAAUAGAGAAUGGUUUCCAGCUUGGGAAUGAGCCCGAGGCUAUUCCGAUUUUACCGCCCGCCAUUGCGGUUCACCGAGCACGUGUAAACGUUGCAGCUCACCUGCGAGAACGAUUCGCCGAUCGAGGUCGUGGAGCUUUGGUUGGUCGAGAGUCUUCAAGCUCGUCAUCUAGUUCAGAUGGAGAAAGCUCGGAACAUGAACCGCAACACAUAAAUGUUAAGGAUGCCAUAAACCAUGAGUAUUUGUUUACACGUCGAACUCGUCGCCGAGAAGGUCAAGUUGGUGAAGUCCUUGAUCUCGCGAUGCCUUCCGAGACGAUUGUUGCUGAAAUGAUAAUGGAAUUGCCAAUGUUGCGGAUCAGCCAAGAUUGCUUUCCGAUGCCAAAUCAACGCAUCCCGUUGUUGCUUUAUCAUCCGAAUGACAUGGCCACUGCUAAAUUUGCCGUCGCUCAUCAUUCCUAUCUGGCUGCUUUCCCCGGAGAAACUUUUGGGUAUGACCCGAGAGUGUCCACGCCGAUCGACGUUGGUGUGCUUUUGCAGAUAGCACGCUCGUGUGAUGGCGGUCAACGAGGCUUUCGUGUUUACGCAAUCGGUCGCAAUCGUAUUAAGCUUUUGGAAACGAUUCGGAAUAUCGAUAGCUCUCUAUCAGCCCGUGUGCAAAUACUGGCAGAAAAUCUCUUGCCUCCACUUCAGUUUUCCUUAGUACCAAAUAAAGCACGAUCUCAAGUAAAAGUUCAGCAACGAAAAAUUGCUGAGAAAUUGUAUAAUAUUCCACGAUGGGUUAUCUCGAGAUUUUCAACGGAAAAAAAGGCUCGAACUCUACUAAAUUUCAUGUGUAGCUGGUCGCCGUCGCCCGAAACAAAAGUCAAACUUGAAGAAACUUACAACAAGGGUCUGACAGAACUUUCAUUUUUCCUUGCCGCCAAUAUCCCCGUUGAGAUUGACACCAAGUUGGCUCUAUUACAGGAAAAUUCUGUAGACCGCCGAAUCGACAUGAUGGUUGAAAAGCUUUUCAAGAAAAUGGACAUUGCCUGUGUACGGUGCCACACAACCAUUGCUCGAGCCGAAGACAUUUUCUCGGUGACCGCUGAAGGAAACAGUCGACACUUUGUGAACAAUUAUGGUUUUGUUCAUGAAAUCAUCACCGCCACCGAAGCGCAACAUUAUGCUUUCCGUGGCCCACCAGACGCCUCAUUUUCUUGGUUCGAAGGAUAUAAAUGGCAGAUCAUUGAGUGCACAAUGUGUCUCGACCAUCUCGGAUGGGAGUAUACAUCGAAAAAAUAUGAACCAAAAUCAUUCUUUGGUUUGACUCGACGCAGUGUUGCUCUUCGUGAAAGGAAAGACGAUCAACCAAUUUCAACGGAAGAACAAUUAUCUCUCGUCCCAGACGAUGUUUCGAAC